AUGGAGGAGAGGGCUUUUCUUGUCGAGCGAGCUGCUUCCCCCGCGGCGGUCAAGAUGACACCCUCGCAAACUACGCCGGCUCCACGUUUUCAUCGAUCAAACUCGUCAACAGGCUCGAUACGCGUUCUUGCUACUCCUGCAGCAGCCGCUGCCAUAGCCUCUCGACCCUCGACCCGUCGAUCUACACUUCCUUCACGCUCGCCUUCACUUUCUGCCUCGACCUCCACGAAGUACGUCCCCAUCCUCCCGCCGCCGCCAGCCUCUCCGACCGCCGCUCCCGUUCCCAUCUUCACCCGCCAAAUCACAUCCCCCGGGCUCGACGUGAACAAGCCUCUUCCGAACCCCUACGAGCAGUACCGCCCCGAGAGCAUGUGGAUGCUCGAGACCCCCGCGGACGACCUUGUGCGCUCGCUCCCGAACCCGUACGCGCCUUCCGGGUCCACGGACGGGCACGAGCGCGAGGCAGCGCGUGCGGACUCCCCGGAACCGUACGACCGCCUCCCGCCAGUGCCGCCGCUGCGGCUUGGCCAGGGCAAGCGUGGCAGCGCGUCCGACUUUCAACUUCAGGGGUCGCCCACGCCGACGGGCCCGAAGCGGCCACACCCGCUCCGCAUGGCCUCGAACACAAGCAGGUCGUCCGGCGACGAGUGUGCGGCACAGGAGGGCGCAGCAAGUACGGCGAUGUAUGUGCUCCCUGCGAUGGACUUUUCGGCAGCGUCGCUCGCGCUCGGAGAGGAGUCGCGGGCGUCGUCGAGGGCGUCGCAGCGCACGGUGACAGGGAGGACCGCGCGGUAG
This is a messenger RNA of Epithele typhae, 795 nucleotides long. RefSeq lists its product as uncharacterized. The coding region runs from base 1 to 795 and encodes 264 amino acids. NCBI's taxonomy places the organism in Eukaryota, Fungi, Basidiomycota, Agaricomycetes, Polyporales, Epitheliaceae. The transcript has a single exon. The record is from RefSeq and is a predicted model, not a curated record.